Messenger RNA from Symsagittifera roscoffensis, 1021 nucleotides. RefSeq names its product lipopolysaccharide-induced tumor necrosis factor-alpha factor homolog. The record is from RefSeq and is a predicted model, not a curated record. The coding region runs from base 254 to 847 and encodes 197 amino acids. The transcript has 5 exons. NCBI's taxonomy places the organism in Eukaryota, Metazoa, Xenacoelomorpha, Acoela, Convolutidae. Gene Ontology annotation, molecular function: zinc ion binding.
CAAACUGUUUUUUUUUUUCACGUGAAACCAAAUGCAACCGUACAGCCUUUUUACUAUCCGUAAAAUUUUUUGCUCCGUGCCUUUAUUCAAUUGCUAAAGCGACAUACAUAUAUUUGUAGCCACACAAGUGUUGUAACAGUUUGUGCUACCGUUUUCAUUCAGUUACAAAAAAAACAUUUGAAGUACAAAUAAGCAGUUAGUCGCACCAAGAAAAUAAAUACGCUUACAAAAAUCUAGAAUUCUUCUAUCAAAAAUGGGAGAUCAAUACAAUUCUGAUUUCAAAAACCCGACUGCUCCACAAGCGCAACAGGACCAACAAUCUCCCCCUGCCUACGCCUCGGCUACAGUGGCCCCCAUGUACCCAACUAAUUCUCCAUCCCCUAACCCGUACGGCAACGCUCCGCCGUAUCCUACUAAUCAGCAAAGCCAGCAGCAGCAUCCGCAGGCUAAUUAUGGGGCUCCUCCUCCCCCUGCUCCUGCUGUAUACCCGCCAUACCCAGGGCAAGGGUACCCUCCUCCUGGCUAUGGAGUAAAUGGGCAGCAACCUCCAGUCGUUGUGGUCCAGCAGGCACCACGAUUGGGCCAUGAACCCUGCAACAUGAAGUGUCCUCACUGUCAUGCCAGCAUACAGACUACAGUUGACUAUGAAGUGUCAAUGGGCACUUGGCUGAUGUGUCUCAUCAUUUUUGGAGUGGGAUUUCUGGUCACUCUCGUCUUCCUCAUCGGAUUCGUUGCGUGGUUCUUAUGCUGCGUGCCCUGUUGUAUGAGAGACUGCAAAGCGGCUGAACACACUUGUCCCAAAUGCCACGCUUUCAUCUACAGGGCAAACCCUAAAUAUCUCAGCUGAACAGAUGAGAACUGAAGAACUGAACUGCCGGAUCUUUUUAUAGUAUCAGCCCAAAGUCCAAAACAACAAAACUUGGACACAGAAGGCUCGAAAUUGCCUAGUUUCAAUACAAACAGUUGAAGUGAUAGUGUAAGCAUGGCAAUUCCCGAACUUGCUCUUUUUUGUUUCGAAAUU